GCGGAAACGCCAAUCCAUCCUGGGCUAAUACCUUACCUACUAUGUUUGAGUAUUUACUGCCCCACACCCACAGCAGCCCCCGCUGGCAUCCAAUGUCCAUCGUUGAGGCCCGUCUGGUUCCGUUCCAUUAGAAUUCAGAGAAAAGAGUAAAAUUGGAACAUCCAUGUAGACCACUGACCAACGCAAAACAAAAGAGAGGAGCAAUCCAGGUCUAAGUUUCUAGAAGGGUUCUUAUCACUUGGGUAUUCACCAUUUCACACCAUUCUUUCCCGCCUUACUAGCACACUCCCAUCUGCCUUUCGCCUAUAGGUGGCUCCCCCCCUUUCGAGGUCGCUCUUGGAUUGAUCGCAUCGCAUUCUUUCCCACAUCUUCUCCUGGAUCUUUGGGUGGUUUCUUUCUUUUUCUUUGCUUCCACUAUUGACUGCUGCUGAGAGCACUGACGACUCCCCUUCCCCCCUUUCCUGUCUUGUCCUGUCUUACUCGUCUUCCACCUCCACAGCCGCUAUCAACGACCAGCCGUUCACCACAAACUUGCUGCUUCUCUCCUCCGCCCCUCCAUCGCAGCGAAUCUGUUCCCUCUUUCUCUCAAAUUCUCUCUUGAGUCUUUGAGCACCGCGGCUUCCGCUUCCUCUCAAUUUUCGGCGCACACACACUUCUCCGCGCAGGACUUUUAGACAUCACUCGCUCUUCUCCAGAUUUUGCCAGAGUUCUAGCUUCGUAUGAACUUUGCGCCUUAUCCGACCGCACUUCGGAGUACUCGCCACAUCUGCUCUUCUCUGCGGCUUUCAUUUACCUUGAUCCGACGACCGUUCUCUCAUUUCGCGAUUGCAUUAAUACCAUGAUCAGCCGUCUCUCGCUUUUGAACUUUAUCUAAUCAUACCCCAUCACCGCUUCGCGGGCAACCAAAAACAACGAGGGCGCGGGGACAAAGCGGGAAAACUCCCAGACUUCGAGUUUCCAGUUUUUUCUCUGGCGCCCGGUUAGAUACGCAUCGCCAGUAACUUGGAUGCUAUCUUUACUCCUGUGCCACUCCUCUAUUUGACCUCAGACUGGUUUCCGCUCUGUCGAUUCUCCGGCGCGUAUUCACGCUCUUAAUAAUAAGCCACCAUGUUUCGCAACAGACGGAACUCUCAGAAGCCCAAUGAGGAGCUGAUUCAGCGAUUCCAGAAGAUAUUUCCAGAUGUUGUCGUUCCCUCAGCUACGCUCAACGAUGCCGCGGCAACGCUCCACCCCCAUUUCCCAAUGGGACAUAUGACCCCCUCCAAGUUCGUCGUGGACACGGAAAUGAAACUCGAUCCCGCCAUGCCGGCACCGACGCAAGAUCAGUUCAUGGCCCCCAUGGUCGAUCCAAACUCUGUUCAAUUUAUCAACCCGCUCAAUCAGUACCAUGGUUACUAUACUCCGAACUCAGGAGGGUUGGGUGCUGUGUAUCACAGCCCUGCUGGUGACCUUCAUACGCCUGGGAUGGGUAUGAACGUGAUGACUCCCGUCUCUCUUUCACAGCAGGCUGGAGUUCCGCAGAAUAAUACGGGAAUGCCUCUUGAUCCCUUCCACCCGCAACUUAUGCCGCCACACUUUCAGAACCCACAGCCGUUUGCGCCACACGCAGCAUUUGCACCCAGUGCAUUUGUCCAGAGCGAUACAGGUUUUGAUGUGGUAGAUGAGUCACUUGAUGAAGGGUCCUUAAAUGAUGUGGAUAUGCAAAGCAGCGCUCAGACACAUAUGACGACGGCGAACCGAGAUUCUGAGCAGCAGGACUCUCAACCUGGUGAAAGCUUUAGAUAUCACGUCACGUUGCGAGCGCCGACCGCUAUGAUAAAUCACCAAAACGAAAUUCCAGUUACAUACCUAAAUAAGGGACAAGCUUACUCCAUGUCCGUUGUCGAUACCGAGUCGUUACCGUCAAGCUCCCCAUCCGUGAGAUACAGAACCUACGUCCGAGUGUCAUUCCAAGAAGAGGAACAAAGAUCGAAACCCGCCGCAUGCUGGCAGCUAUGGAAGGAAGGUCGAGGCACUAGUGAGGCUCACCAAAGAGGCGGGAAGCUGCAAGCUGUCGAGUACGUGGAUCCUAUCCAAGGAAGUAUAGAGGACCAAAAGAAUCGUCAGAUCCAACUGGAGAGUUCCUCGUUCGAUGGGUUUUGUGUUACGUGGUCUCCUAAUCCGACAACGGGCGCAUCGGAAUGUGCCAUCUCUGUUCGAUUCAACUUCUUGUCUACCGACUUUAGCCACUCCAAGGGCGUGAAAGGCAUCCCAGUUAGAUUAUGCGCAAAGACGGAAAUGAUCACUGGCGAUUCUCCCAGCUCAGAUGAUAGCAAAGAAGCCGAAGUAUGCUACUGCAAAGUGAAGCUCUUCCGUGAUCAUGGGGCUGAACGAAAAUUGUCAAACGAUGUGGCACACGUCAAAAAGACCAUCGAAAAGCUUCGUCAGCAAAUCCAACAGAGUGAGUUGGGCCCUGGCGGCUUUGGUAAAAGGAAGCGCAGCAGUGCCACAGUCGCCUUCAAAGGUCCCGACCAACGUCCAUCAAAGAUGUUUAAGCACAAGAGGACAUUGUCUAUAAGCUCUCAGGAUGGCCCAGGUAAAAUGAGUACUGGCGAUGAUCUGCACGAGAAGCUUGUGCUUCUGCAAGACAUGUUUUCAUCGACCAGGCCUAUAAGCAUCCUCGGUCUUCGAGGCGACGAAUAUGAUGACCCAGACGCGUAUCCCGUGCAGCUUCCGGAAACUCGAGAUUUCUCUAAGAAGGAAUUCCCUGGGGGACGUCAAUUCAGCAUUGACCGAAGCGCCCUGCAAGAGGCAUCGCCAACCAGCAGCCACAUGUCGAUUAACUCCCCAAUCCACCCACAAAACGUCAUGCAAGCGAACGCCUUUUAUGACUCCGAAUUUUCGCGGCAGUCAUCCGAAAUACCAGACAACAAGCAUAUUUUAAAACAUCCCGUCAAGGUUCAAAGGGUCCCGUCAAAGAAUGGCAACACGAUGGGUUAUAUAGAGGCGGUGGAUAUUGACCCAACCUACCGGCCACCGGCCGAACGGCAGCCCAGACCCAUUGCAUGCUUCUACGUUCGCUUUCCAAAAAAUGACCAGCAACAGGAUGAUUAUUACCGUGCGGUUUACCUUACAGAACGGACUGUUCGUGACUUGAUGGAGAAGAUAUCUAUGAAACAACGCAUAGAUCCGCAACGUAUCAUGCGUGUACUUCUCGUGAAAGAGAACGGCCUUCGGAUCAUGGUCGAUGAUGAUGUGGUCCGCGAACUUCCAGACGGACAAGACAUGGUGGUUGAGAUAUCGGAAGCAUCGACAUUUGAUGCCGUGAUGGGCGGCGGCGCAAAUACCCCUCCCCCGGUCGAAGUCAAAUUGAGAUACUAGCAAUCUCUCUUUCAGCUACAGUUACACUUUCACUUCACCUUCGGAGCGAAAGAUACCCUCAUGAUUUUCAUCCAGAUACGCCUGGUGCGUUUGAAGGCUUGGAUUUGAUGCUAAACGGCCUCUCGAGCAUUGUGCUUUUUCUUUACCCGGUGUUCAGGUUCAUUUUCAUCUUUUCGAUGCGGUCACUUAGGGGCGUUGGAUACGGGGAUAAUAAACGAGUUCCCGGGCAAUGAUACCCUGUUUUCUACGAAGGCAUUUCACUUGGAUGCUUUUUUUUUUUUUUCCUCUUUUUUU
This is a messenger RNA of Aspergillus calidoustus, 3654 nucleotides long. The record is from the annotation of a GenBank genome assembly. NCBI's taxonomy places the organism in Eukaryota, Fungi, Ascomycota, Eurotiomycetes, Eurotiales, Aspergillaceae.